Messenger RNA from Trichobilharzia regenti, 399 nucleotides. The record is from the annotation of a GenBank genome assembly. NCBI's taxonomy places the organism in Eukaryota, Metazoa, Platyhelminthes, Trematoda, Strigeidida, Schistosomatidae.
AUGGGUCACCAACUCGUCCGCAACGCUUGGAUAUUGCGUUACAAACAAAUAAACAUUGUUUGGGUGUUCCCCGCCUUUAUAUACCACGUUCCUACUUACAUUUUACAGUGGUUUUUAACAAUGCUUUUCCAUAAAUGCCUCCGGAUAUUACCGAAAGUUGUUCAUUGCAAAUACUCCUUGGCUAUUGAACGUUCAGCAAUUGACAAAUUACGAUCAUCCAAUAAAGAUGUGAUUGUUGAUUGCACAGCCAAAGAAGGUGUGGCUUUUCUUGCAAUGAAUUAUCAAACAAAAAAGAAUGCUCUUAGCAAGUCGUUUGUUUCUUCUUUGUCAGAGGCUGUUAAAGAGCUAGAAAUGGAUAGCAAAUCAAAGGUUGCUAUUAUCUGCAGUUUAGUGUUGUAA